AUGAAGCCGUCGAUAGCCCCACAGAGCCUGAGGUCCAUCAGCCGACAUAGUCUUCAGCACAGUGGUCUCAGAAGUAAAAAGUCCGGCUUCGAAGCCCUUUCCUACGUCUGGGGAAACCCAGCUGUCACGAAUGAGAUUACUUGCGACAACAGAGGAAGAAAGGUGGGCAGAAAUCUUUACGACGCACUUGAGCGGCUCCGACUUCCCGACGUAGAUAGGGUACUAUGGGUUGAUGCACUUUGUAUCAACCAGAGCGACAACAAAGAGAAGACGCAACAAGUUCGCAUCAUGGGCGAAAUAUAUAAAAGAGCACGAAGGGUACUCAUUUGGCUAGGGAAAGGUGAUGACGUCCAACAAGGAAUAGGGAAACUGGCAUCAAGACCAGCCAAUGAGAAACGUGUCGAUUGGUCACCACUCAAGCCUGUUUUCACAAAUCCACUGUUUAUUCAAGCCCAAUCUUUGCUCAUCUGGCUCGGAUUCGAAGGGGUAGUGAAUAUGGGAGUGGCAAAGCUUGAAAGACCACAAUCGUCUGACAAAUUUGACUGGUCUUCGCUUAUACCUGUCAUCCAAAGCCCAUGGUUCACUAGGGUUUGGUGUAUACAAGAGCUCAUCUUGGCAUCAAAUCCCAUAAUAGUCACACGCGACUCUGUGAUAUCCUGGGACGAAUUUGCCAAAGCGGUUUUGGCGCUUAGAAGGCAGUUCAACGCUUAUCGGAUGAAGACACAGCACCAGGGCAAUGAGUCAAUUGAGAACUUCUACUUCCUACACGACAUGCGCGAAAGGCAUAAGAUGAGAAGGAAGAAAAGGCAUAGUCUUUUAGAGCUGAUGUUCUUGACUCGAGGCUUCCAAGCUACUGACCCUCGAGACAAGCUCUUCGCGCUUAUCGGUCUAGCUGGAGACGUGCUAUCGUCUGAUUGGGAGGUGACGCCGAAUUACGAUUUAUCUGUGGCCGAGGUUUAUCGCCGCUUUGCUCUCUGGCACCUCACUCGUAAACGGCACUUUGAAGCCUUCUCCUUUGGCCGUAACCAGGACCUUCCAUUGUCUCCGCAACUGGAAUCUUUGCCGUCUUGGGUACCUGAUCUGACGAGGCCAGAUUUUACCGCGCCGUUACCUAAGCUGGAAUAUCUAUCUACUAAUUACAUCGACUUGCGCUACGAAGUGCUGAAAGAAUUCGAGCUGCGUAAGAAAUAUUUCCAUGAAGGUAUCAAGAUCUACCAUGCGGAUCUCAAAUAUCCUUGGUGGGCACUCGGUCGACAUUCCGAUUUUCGGCCUGCACAAAUUGCAUUUUCCGAUGGUACGGCCGUGAUACACGUCGUGGGGACCAAAAUUGGGUCCCUCAAAGCACUGGGAACACCUUUUGAUCAAGAAGCUGCUGUAGAUGUAUCAAGAUUUUCACCAAAAACGCUUGAGGACACCGACGCUGAAGACUUGAGAUUUUCUUCCAAUGUUUUGAAUACAUAUGAGUGGCUUAGCGAGACGUGGGCUUUGGUUGGAGAAGUCACUUUAGGAGACAAAUAUGCUCAAAUCUCCAGGAACACGAUUGGUAGAGUCUGGAGGACGGUGACUUGCUGUAUGACAGCAAAAGGAGAAAACGCUCAAUCUACCAUCUAUUCUCGUGCUGCGCAGUCAUUGUAUGAGAAGUUUCUCGACAGAGCGCAACGAAUUGAAGCUAAAAUCGCGAAAAAUGGCACCACGCCGACAAAAGGCACCUCGGCCAACGUUGAUGCGGAAAACACUGGCUUCAGCACUAUAUCUUUCACGGAAGACGAGCUCGAGAAAUUACUGCUUAUACACAUGAGCGUGAUUAAAUGGCACCAAGGACGGCGGUUCGCCAUUACAGACUCGGGCGAUUUUGCUGCUGUACCUAGAGCAGCGCGGAAGGGAGACGUUGUCUGCAUCUUCAAUGGAGGGAGGGUACCUUAUGUACUUAGACCGGGUAAAAAUGGCCACUACACUCUUGUUGGAGAGUGCUAUGUCGAUGAGAUGAUGAGGGGAGAGGUUAGAGACCGGUUUCCAAGAAAGGCACACGAGACGAGUUUUUCGAUAGAGUAG
Messenger RNA from Trichoderma gamsii, 2052 nucleotides. RefSeq lists its product as hypothetical. The transcript is spliced from 2 exons. The record is from RefSeq and is a predicted model, not a curated record. NCBI's taxonomy places the organism in Eukaryota, Fungi, Ascomycota, Sordariomycetes, Hypocreales, Hypocreaceae. Bases 1 to 2052 code for a protein of 683 amino acids.